UACUGAUUACUAUUCAGUACUUUAGAUCUAUAAUCAUGAUUCGUGGUGCAAGUGGAUAAUAGAUACUACUAUUAUACAGUUCUAUAGAAACCAUAAAUUAUAAAUUAUAUGGCUGAGCUAUUUAAUGUCAAAUAAAUAGGAUGAUUGGUUCAAAGAAAUUAAAACUUUUUGUUUGCACAAUGAGUUUAGUCUUAUGAUAUUAUAUCACCGAAUUAUAUCAUCUAUAAACCAUCACUGGAGGCUACUUAUUGUUUGAACAUCAUUUGUUAUUGUUUUAUCCAGUUUUCUUUCUAUAAUGUUUAAAUUCAAUACGUCUAAUAAACACACUACUAACAGCCAAACUGAUAAGGAUCUUAAGGAAGAAGGUAAUCGCUUAUUCAGUUACAAACAGUAUGAAAAGGCUAUUGAAUGCUACAAUAAAGCAAUCAUAAAAAACCCUGUUAUUCCUAUAUACUUUACCAAUAGAGCUUUAUGUUUCUUGAAAUUAAAACAAUGGGACAAGGCAUGUACAGAUUGUCGACGUGCUUUGGAAAUGGACUUCAGUUUCAUAAAAGGUUGUUUUUUUUUGGGUAUUGCACUUAUUGAGUUGGGAAGUUAUGAUGAAGCCAUAAAACAAUUACAAAGAGCACAUAAUUUAACAAAAGAAAAAAAAGUAAACUAUGGGGAUGACAUUACAAGCCAACUUAGAAGAGCUCGUAGACUGAAAUGGGAGAAACAAGAAGAAGUGAGACAGAAUCAAGAAAUAGAACUUUUGUCAUACCUGACAAAACUAAUGGAUGAUGACAUGGCACGUAAAGUCAAUGAAAUUAAAAAACCAUCAGAUAAUGAAACCGAAAUUGAAGAUUACGAUAACGGUGUUAUGGAAAUUAAAAAUCAAAGUGAGAGAUAUGCUGCUGAACUACAUACCAUAUUUUCUAAGAAUGACGACAGACGAAAGAAACGUGAAGUACCAGACUAUUUGUGUGGUAACAUAAGUUAUGAUAUUUUACGUGAUCCUGUUAUCACUCCAAGUGGUAUAACUUAUGAUCGCAAGGAUCUAGAAGAACACUUAAUGAAAGUUGGUCAUUUCGAUCCGGUUUCACGCCAGCAUUUAACUGUUGAUCAACUUAUCCCAAAUUUGGCAUUAAAAGAAGCGGUUGAAGCAUUUGUAAUGGAAAAUGAAUGGGUAAAUUAUUAUUGUACUUUGUAAGCCGAGCUUAUAAAAGUUUUUAUUAAAUAAUGUAUACAUAUUUAAUCUUAAUGACUUCUUAACCUUUCAAAUAGUUGUUAAUAGUAACUUCCUGCGUUAGAAUAUGUGUACCAUUUGUGAUUAUUAUUUUUCUAGUUAAAUUUCAAAUUAUAAAAAAAAAUAAUAAUUUAUUAUUUAGCUUAUUUUUAGCCAUUUAAUAAUUCAGAAUGUGGUGUUAUAUCUUAAACUAUUUAAUGCACAUUGAUUAAAAUAAUAUAAAUCUUUAUUAAAAUUUGUUUGUAAAAAGAAAUCAUUUGUUAAGUUUUUAAUACAAUUGUAUAAUAUGGACAUGAAUUAUACAAGAGCAGAAAUGGUACUAUUUCAAUUUAAUUUUAAUUUUAUAAUAUAAGUCAAAAAUGUAUGAUGGAAAUUAAAAGUUAUAAAUCUGCAUGUAGUUUGUAUGAUCAUUAUUUUUGCAUCACGAUACAAAGAGUAAUAGGUAGUAAAAUAUAUUAUUAUUUUAAAAUACCUACAUAUUUUAUAGGAUAGGUAUAAGUAUUUGAAAUUGUUUAAUAUUUUUAGACUUAAUCAGAUUUAUUAUAUUUUUACACAUUUUUUUUUGUAAAUCAGUAUUUUAAAAUUAAAAUAUAAUAUACUAAUAUAACAUUUUUUGUUUGACUGUAUAAUAUUCGAUCUAAGUAUUUAUAUUAUUAUUUUAUUUUUUAAUACAUAAACUGUAAGUUAAUUUGUAUUCGUUUAUAAUCAAGUAAACUAUUUAGAUCUAAAUACAUUUUAGAUUUUAAGUACCUAUGUAUCUACUUAUCAAUAUUAUAAUGAGCACGAGCAAACAGUAUGUUAAAUAUUUCAAAGGUCUAACUUCUUAAAUUUAUUAUUGUACUCUCUUGUAAAAAAUGUAAUUAUUUUUCAAUAUUUUAUUCUAUCACAUAGGUUAGAAUAGUGUUGGUUAUGUUAUUUAUGUCAUGCAUAUUGUCUAUAGAUUUAAUCAAGAGCAUGGAUUAAAAACUAUUGUGAUAAUAUGAAAUAUGUUAAAACAUUUAUUUACUUUUAUUUUUUAUUACAUUUUACUAUUAAUAUACUUUAUCUGUAUAAUAAUACUUAAAAUAUUUAUUAUGUGACAAAUACAAACAGCUUACAAUAUGCUAAA
This is a messenger RNA of Acyrthosiphon pisum (pea aphid), 2333 nucleotides long. It is a transcript of the gene STUB1, whose product is annotated as STIP1 homology and U-box containing protein 1. The transcript has 8 exons. The record is from RefSeq and is a predicted model, not a curated record. Gene Ontology annotation, cellular component: Z disc; cytoplasm. Gene Ontology annotation, molecular function: protein-folding chaperone binding; ubiquitin protein ligase activity. Gene Ontology annotation, biological process: proteasome-mediated ubiquitin-dependent protein catabolic process; protein polyubiquitination; cellular response to misfolded protein. The coding region runs from base 296 to 1189 and encodes 297 amino acids. Lineage: Eukaryota; Metazoa; Arthropoda; Insecta; Hemiptera; Aphididae.